AUGAAAAAACAUGAUUAUUGAAAAUGGAUAAAAAAAAGCUUGGUUAUCUGUUUUUGGAAAUAAACUCUUCAUAUAUCUUCAUAUUUUUUUAAACAUCUUCCAAAUAACAUUAUAUGAACGGAACUAAAAAAGAAAAGAAAAGAAAAGUAAAGAACACAUCUGGGAAACUAAAAAGUGUCCCAUUUUGAGUUCGCCCUGUAAUUUAAUGUAUACUAAAUAACACAACUGAAUAACCUUUUUUUUUUUUUAUAAGGGUUAUUUUGUUUUCUAAUUGUUUGCUUGCAUUUUGUCAGAUUGUUUACUGGUAGUUUCUGACAACUUAUUUUUAAUUGCAAAAGCUGGCUUGUAGGCUACAAGUUGAAAAUGUUACAAUGUUAACAAGUGACAGACAGACAGACAGCACGUGGGCUCAGUCUGGCACGUGCUGCUCAGUAAUUGACCUGAUCAAAACAAACACGAGCGUGUGUCUGACCCUAGUGACCUCGUGAUGACCUCGGUCAAGUAUGGGCCAGGUGUUCAGUGCCCCAGACUGACCGGAUUCCUGUCUGGAGUCUUUAGACGAUUUUCCUAUAAAUAGUUCGGGGUGAUGAUGGGUGACCCACACCUGACUCUAACUGGACAUGAUGCAAUCUUCAUCUCUGCCCGAGCCCGAGAAGAGCAUCCCCGCACCUGACGGAUGUUUCCUAAUGUGGCGGGACUACAUGGAUCUCCGCAGGACCUUGUCGCAGCUGCUGGAGCAACGCGACCAAGGACAAGCCGCUGCUGACCGUGGGACACCCCCGGAAGGUUUCAUGAGAACCGGCUCCACCAGCAGCGUCUCCAGCGCCUCUGCCUCCAUCUCCAGCCGCGACCUGCGGACCCAACGAGACACCUGCGGAUUCUGCCGACAGAACGGAGAGACCCCGUUGGUUUACAUGAGUCACAGACUGAAAGCCCGAGACGGACGGAUCCUCUGCCCGAUCCUGAGGAGCUACGUGUGUCCCUUCUGCUCCGCCACCGGAGACUGGGCGCACACCCGCCACUACUGUCCGCUGAGAAACCUAAAACCGACCAGCAACAUGUGAAUCAAUGGACUCGCACACUGUUAUUCCUGUCAAAACUGUAAGUCUGUGUUCGGAGAAUGUUGUAAAAUUAUGUUCAAAAAAAGUUGUUUGGAUGUUAAUGCUUGAAACGUGUUUUUGUAGUUCAUUUCAAAAUAAAAAUAUUUUUCUAGUGCAUCAAAACAUGGUUUUAUUUUUGUUAUUUGAAUUGUUUUUAAAUACGUUCCUC
Messenger RNA from Labeo rohita (rohu), 1269 nucleotides. It is a transcript of the gene nanos2, whose product is annotated as nanos homolog 2. The record is from RefSeq and is a predicted model, not a curated record. The coding region runs from base 621 to 1064 and encodes 147 amino acids. Lineage: Eukaryota; Metazoa; Chordata; Actinopteri; Cypriniformes; Cyprinidae. Gene Ontology annotation, molecular function: mRNA binding; zinc ion binding. Gene Ontology annotation, biological process: negative regulation of translation; oogenesis. Gene Ontology annotation, cellular component: perinuclear region of cytoplasm. The transcript has a single exon.